GACCCCCCAAGGGGUCCCACCCCCCGGGAAUCCUGGCGGGGCCUGGGAAUGCGGCCGAGUCUGUCGUGGACCCCGACAUGGAGGCCCUGUUCGAGGACUUCCUGGGGAGAGUGACGAUUGCCUCGGCGUCCUCGCGCCCCCCGGCCCAGCCGUACCACUACAUCCUGCGGGACACGGAGCAGAGGGGGCUGUGCCUGCGGGACGGGCUCCUGGUGGCCACCAGCCUGCAGGUCGCCAACGCUGCCCAGGAAGAGCCCAUCAGCGUCGUGCCCAACCGGCACCUGGAGCGCCGGCGCUGCCCCCUCAUCGUGGGCAUCCGCGGGGGCACCCGCGCCCUGUCCUGCGGCACCGGCCCCGAGCCUCGGCUGCACCUGGAGGACGUGGGGCUGCUGGAGCUGUUCUCAAAGGAGGGGGACGAGGCCACGCCCUUCACCUUCUACAAGACCUACGGGGGGUCCACGCACACCUUCGAGGCUGCAGCGUUCCCGGGGCUGUUCCUCAGCACGACCCCGGGCCCGGGGGAGGCCCUGGCCAUGGCCCCCCCACACGGGGCCACCGCAUUCUACCUGCGCCGAAAGUGACCCCGGCACCCACGGGCGGGGGG
This is a messenger RNA of Neopelma chrysocephalum (saffron-crested tyrant-manakin), 604 nucleotides long. Its product is annotated as interleukin-1 family member 10-like. Bases 78 to 581 code for a protein of 167 amino acids. Gene Ontology annotation, molecular function: cytokine activity. The record is from RefSeq and is a predicted model, not a curated record. Lineage: Eukaryota; Metazoa; Chordata; Aves; Passeriformes; Pipridae. The transcript is spliced from 4 exons. Gene Ontology annotation, biological process: cellular response to lipopolysaccharide; inflammatory response to antigenic stimulus; positive regulation of gene expression.